This is a messenger RNA of Tricharina praecox, 1730 nucleotides long. RefSeq lists its product as uncharacterized. Gene Ontology annotation, cellular component: Golgi apparatus. The coding region runs from base 357 to 1487 and encodes 376 amino acids. The transcript is spliced from 5 exons. NCBI's taxonomy places the organism in Eukaryota, Fungi, Ascomycota, Pezizomycetes, Pezizales, Pyronemataceae. The record is from RefSeq and is a predicted model, not a curated record.
CGUCUACCAACUUACUUUCAACCUCCCUCCCUCCCUCCCACCCAUCCCCCCCAAUCGCGCCGACACACAGGAAAAGAACGAAUCAGAACAUCGUAUCGCUCGGAUAGAAUAAUCGAAAGAAUCGGCCUAGCUAGCUCCUCCUCGACCUCCUCCACGUCGCAUCCCCUUGCGAUCCUUCCUUUACGCACGAACUCCCUCAACCCUAGCAACACCAUCCAUCGUCGUCACCACCAACAAACGAUUUUCCUCUUCAACAUCGCCUCGACGGCGGGAAACGUUCCCGUCUAGACACCGCAACUAUUCCAUACGGUAGCAGGAAUUCCCUGCUUGGAGGCGGAGGCCCGCGUUCAAGAGGGAUGGUUUACCGCCCGACGACACCGUGGAGUUGGAGCUUUUUGAUUUUGGCGUUUGUGCAGUCGUGCGUAGUGCUGGCAUGUGAAGGAUAUGUCUUUGCGACUUUCCAGAACAACUUGAUCAAGAACAAUAUCUUGGAUCUGAAACCAAAGAAUGACACGAUCGCGGCGUACUCGGAGGUCGAGUUCCAGAAGGCGCAGACGCGAACCAUCCCUACCUACCUGACGCUGUUCAUCUUCGCCCACAUCUUCCUGGUUGCUCUUUGCUACGAUGCGCUUCGUCUUAAGAACACGAUUCAGGUCAUCGGUAUCUGCAUCUUCAACCUAGCGAUGCUCAUCUAUGCUGCCAUCCAGAUGGAUCAGAUCAACGAUGCGAACGAUGCUCUUUCACCGGAUAAGAUCCAAGAUAAGAAUCUGAAGCUCAUGGAAACCGACAUCUGGGGCGCCAUUAGGCCGUUCCUGAUUACCAUUCCUUGCGUGAUCGCACUGUCGACUGUUCUCAUGGGUGUUGUGUGCUGGAAGUUGUACGAUGAGUUUGCAUGGCGCAUCUACAAGCAUAUCAGUGCCGACCUUCGCAUGAAGAAGCGUUACCUCACCUUCCAGAUUUUCAUCGCCCUCCUGAAAUUCGACUUUUUCUUCUUCGUCGGAUUCACGGUUCAAUUCAUUGUCAUCGUCGCGUCCACCACCGGGUUCACCAAGAACCAGAGCAACACGAUCGGCGGGAAGGAUUACGAGUUUUAUGUCACCAUUGCUGCACUGCCAAUCACCAUUGCCUUCCUAGCGACGGCUGCAUUCUUCACCCGUAGGGAGAAGAGGGGUGUCAUGUGGGGUGUCGUGGUCAUCCUGUUCGCGGCGUUGGCAUACUUCAUAUUCAAGCUGGUGCGCAUGUGGACCCCGACCUACGAGGAGACGUACAAGCCUGCUCGACGAAGUUUGACUACUUUCGCCGUGAUCACCAUCUUGCUCAUAAUACUGACGAUCAUAAAUGCGAUCGCCUGCAUUAUGAACUUCGACAAGGGCCUCAAGCCGCACAUCACCAAGAGAAAGGUGACGGACGAGGAAGACAAGAACAGCAUGACAGAGAUGAGUGCGCACAUGUCUCAACCUAUGCAAUCGAGGAUGACGAUAGAUUGAAGGAUACAAAAAAAUGAGAAAAAAAUAUUGGCUGGGAAUUCGGGUAUUCAUUGGGAAUUAUCUUCCGUUUUUUUUUCUUUGUGGAUGCACUUGUGUUUUGUUCUUUUUUCUUUUCCGUGUGAUCUAUUUUCUUGUGUCCCUUGUUUUUUUGUUGUCCGACGAUGUAUCAAAGUCUGGCCGGCGUUUUAUUUGAGAUCCAUAUCCGAUAUCCAAUCUUCCUUCUUCUUCUUUCCCAAGCCUUUU